AUGACAGUAGUACUACGCAUGCAAAUUAUUUUACUGCUGCUGGUGCUACCUGUGAUAGCAGCUGACUUCACAGCAAUUGACUAUCCACCAAAAGUCAAGGAAUGCUUGAUGUCGGAGAGUAACAUGAACGCCUCGGUAUGUACCGGGGAAAGUAUCGCAAGUACAUGUAUAUCUACAUUUGCCUGGCACAACAAGGCGAAGAUACAUCCAUAUGUCCCUACUAAAGCAGAAGAGGAUUUUAUUCUUAAAAUGUCUGUCAAUCCAAUGCACGAACGAGUUCGACGUGACAAAAGGUUCAAGAAAAGAGGCAGACGAAGGAAGCGAAAGGAAUACAGGCUGUUAUCAAAAAGGGCUCGAGAUAGAUUCCAUAUGUGCUUGAAUCUCUUGAAAAACACCACGGUAAGGAAAAAUGGAGUUAUAUCGCAGUACGACGCAAUUGCUGCGAUGCACAACGCUCAAGUUGCAGGUUCUGCACAUGGUGGACCCAAUUUCCUCGGUUGGCACCGUGUAUAUUUAUUCACACUAGAAAAUGCACUGAGAUCAGUCAGUCGACAGUGCCGGAGAGUAACCUUGCCCUAUUGGGACUGUUCCGCAGAGUACUACAGCGACCAACUCUUCAAUGGAAACAGUGCAAACUCUAUCAUAUUUUCUGACGAUUUUGCUGGAAAUGCGGAUGGUGUGGUCACUACCGGUCCUUUUAGUGACUGGGGAUUGGUCAGAAAUAUCGGGUUUGCUGGGUCUUUAUUUGGUCGAGAUGAAAUCGAUGAUAUGCUGAGCAGGAUAAGUCACGAAGAGAUUACAGUUCCGUUUGCCCAAUCACGGUACAACCUAGAAUUUUACCACAAUAGGAUACACGUGUUUCUGGGAGGGUUUCUUAUGGACAUCAGCCUUGCUCCAAGAGAUCCAUUGUUCUUCCUUCUACAUACUUAUAUCGAUUACGUGUGGGAACUUUUUCGACAAAGCCUAAUAUCUCGUGGGAUUGAUGCUGAAAGGUAUCCCCCGACGGGCGGAUUAGAUUUUCGCCACGCCCCUGACCGUCCAAUGGAAGGGUUCCCGGAGUGGCAAAAUAAGGACGGUUAUCUAAAUGACUGGAACGAUAGAAUUGCACAUUAUAAACCGAGCUUUCAUUGCGAGCAAGAAAGAAAAUGCAGGAGAGGACCUCGUAGGGGGCGUUGGAUCGGUUGCCGCAGGGUGGGCAUUUUCGGGACACAAUGUGUGUCCCUUCCCCAGAGGAACAACCAGGGCGAAACAAGAAGACGGCGUUCAGCAUACGUGAAAGACAAGUCGACUUACACCCAUGUUCAAAUGUGCGACAAAGAAACAUGUCCAUACCAAGAAAGUAGCAUACAGAAUACAUACGCUCUAAAUGAUCAAAUUGAUCCUUCUCUGUGGGUUUACAUCCUUGCCAAGAUUGUUUACGAAAGGUCUCCCGGAUUGAUGUUCAACACAUAUGAUACUUUCACCAAGAGUCACAACAUGGACGUGUUUGAUCCUUCCCGUAAUGAUAGACUGAAUAAGAUGCUGUACACAGGAAAAGCGCGAACUUAUGACUCGUGUCGUAUAAGCAGAACGGGUGCCACUAAAAUUUUUGUCCGAGCUGACGGAAUAAGUUACAGUGGCAAUUCAAUAGAAUAUGCUAUUGUAGACGAGAGAUAUCCUAUUAUGGUACAAAAGGCUUUCGUUCCUAUUAAAGACCCCGGAUAUGAUACUAGCGAAGUCUGUUUAAUGGCUUACGAUGAAUGUGGAAGGAUUUGCCUCCCAACCUGCUUGGUCAAAGAUUCUGAUCCACCUAUGUACGCACCAUGCAGCGGAUGUAUCCGAGUUGACAGUAAAUCUCCAAAACGGUAUGGAAAAACCAUAGCUGACGUCACAGCGGAUCACUGGAUGUUCCACAACUUACAUAAGAAGGAUUUCGUUUGUCCGGAAGAAAUCAAUGAUCAUGUAUUCCUAAAGUUCGUGUGUGAUUCAUCAUCAAUGUUUCCAUGGCAGAGAUUGGGAGAAUAA
Ylistrum balloti is the source of this 2004-nucleotide messenger RNA. RefSeq lists its product as uncharacterized. The record is from RefSeq and is a predicted model, not a curated record. The transcript is spliced from 4 exons. Gene Ontology annotation, molecular function: oxidoreductase activity. NCBI's taxonomy places the organism in Eukaryota, Metazoa, Mollusca, Bivalvia, Pectinida, Pectinidae. Bases 1 to 2004 code for a protein of 667 amino acids.